GAGACAAUCCCGGGCAUGUUCCUCGCGGCCGCGGGCGGCAGCAGCGCCCGACAACCCGCUAUCACCCGUGCACGUUCAAACGCCUUCAAAUCUCCCCAGCGCUCGACGGCAGGUCAUUCUCGAUUCCCCUCGAUAGCAUCCCCCGAAUUCCACGGCCUCCCCUCCCCUCCCCUCCCCUCCCCUCCCCCGAAGUCAAUCAAGCUCCGGAUCGCCGCUGGCCUAUCCAUGGCGGGGGCGGAGGCGGUGGAGCGGGCGCACGAGCUCUACCGGGGCGGCCGCCACCGGGAGGCGCUGGAGCUCUACUCGGCGGCGCUGGCGGCCGCCCGGGGCCACGCGCAGCGCAUCGCCCUGCACAGCAACCGCGCCGCCUGCUACCUCAAGCUCCACGACUUCCACAAGGCCGCAGAAGAGUGCACAUCUGUCCUCGAGUUGGACACCGAGCAUGCUGGAGCUCUCAUGCUACGUGCCCAGACUCUUGUCACUCUAAAGGAUUACCAGUCCGCUCUAUUUGAUGUAAACCGGCUAAUUGAGAUAAAUCCAUCCUCUGAAGUAUAUCGGAACCUUCAUGCACGACUGAAGACACAGCUGUCACUAGCCCCGAUCCCAGAGUCUGAUGAGGAGUCCCUGUAUACUGAAGAAGACAAAGAAGAUCUGCCACCAAAAGACAAUACGAAGAAUGAGACUGCCCUUGUUAAGUCUGAUCAACCUUCUGCAAAACUGAUUCCUGAAAAUAAACCUGUAACAAAAGCUCUGAAGGUUGAAGUCCUUCCCAAUCUACAUUCAAAACCUGAGGGUACCAUACAAAAACCAAAGGGCCAUUCAGAGCUUGAUUACAAGGAACCUUUAACGGAAGCUCCGAAGGUUCAAGUGUCUCCCAGUCUGUACAAGGAACCUUUAACAGAAGCUCGGAAGGUUCAAGUGUCUCCCAGUUUGCCUUCAAAACCUGAGUGUUGGGGGACCAUCCAAAAACCAAAGGGCCAUUCAGGGCUUGAUUACUCGAAAUGGGACAAAGUUGAGAAUGAUUCGAGUGAAGAUGACGAUGAUGAUGAAGAAGAUGACUUGCCUCGAUAUAAAUUCAAAGUCAGAACCAUCGGUGUGCGUACCGUGAAGUGAAUGGGAUCAUCGAUAAAUAAGUUUACUCCAUGGUCUGUGUAUAGCUGUUUGACAGCAUCCCUGCUAACUGUGGUCUCAUCUGUUCGGUUGCAUCUUGAGAUACUUGGAUGAAGUGUUGCCGAUUGGUGGGUGAAGACAUGAGUACCCGCUGCUCUCGUCUCGUGCGCUGCAACUCAGGUUUUUGGACCUUAGCCAAGGAAACAAGUCUGGAAUGAAAUCAUGUUUUCAGCGCAACCGCGGCAACCGUGGGUUGGAGCACACAGCACAGCAUGUGUUAAUCAUGUAGGGAGCCCCUUUAGAUUCGAGCUAACAAUCUUAGACCAUUGUUCAUCUUCAUUGAUUCUAUAGCCUAGCAGUCUCUGUACAUAGAUUGCGCAUUCAUCAUAUGUAUAAAAAGCUUAUUUGUGUCCCGCCCCAA
Molecule: messenger RNA, 1531 nt
Organism: Hordeum vulgare subsp. vulgare (domesticated barley)
Lineage: Eukaryota; Viridiplantae; Streptophyta; Magnoliopsida; Poales; Poaceae
Exons: 4
Coding region: 16-1113 (365 amino acids)
Molecular function (GO): protein binding
Source: RefSeq, a predicted model, not a curated record